AUGAACGAUGCGUCCCACUCGUCACGUGGUCACGGCCUCCGUCUUCUUGGACACUUGCACUCGCAGGACUCUACAGUGGCAGCGAGCGACUUUGUUCACCGCCGCGACGAGGAGAGAGGGUUGAACGAUGUAGUGUCACACGGGAGCGCUGCAAUUCAUCAAGGAGUACAGGGGGAACUGAUAGCCUUGCAGAAAAAAGCAUAUACGAACUUUCUGGAGCAUGUUGAUGUCCCUUCGGGGUCGAAUCAGGAUCUCACCUUAUUUCAGAAGCUCUACGAGUGGUCUGCGUAUGUGGAGUUGUUUAACAUUCAAACUCGCGCGUUCGAAGACGUUGAGAUACUUGAGCAUAUGGUGAAGAAAGUUGGCGAAGGCGGGAGGGUGAUAAGAUUUUUCCAUUGGCUUCAGAGCUUUCGUCCUUCGAAGGAGCGCGCCAGCAGCUUGCUGGAAGUGAUAACUAUGAAAAAGUCGGAAGACGCCGAAAAGAUCAAGCAAUUGUGUUUGACAUGGGAAAUAAGACCGGACGAGAUUUAUGAAUUAAUGCCCAUUGCAGCGAUGGGGAGACUGACAGGUGAAGUAAAGAAAAAGGCAGCGUGGAGUUCCGUCGAAGUCGAACUUUCUUCGUGGUUGAAAUAUGUUUUGGAUUUCAACAUGAGCUACCCGGAGAAAUACUUCGACAGCAAAUCCGUUGUGACCUGGCUUUUGAACAGAAGAGGGGUGGAUGAGACGACCGCAAUUUUCGAGCAGUUCCUCGAACCGAGACCAAUUAUCUAUGGUUGGGAAAAACAGCUGGUUGCUUUACACCCUGCUACCUUGAGUCGGAUGCUUCCUAGGUGGCUGGAAGCAGAUGUGAAACCUAGGGAUGUCUUAAGGAUAUUGCCUCGCGCAGUGGAGAUUCGUGCGCAUGGUGUUGGAGGGCCCACGAAGUGGCCUGGCAUCCGUCUCGAGCUCAAGCUGUGGAUUGGAUAUUUUAAAAGGAUCGUACUCGACACACUGGAGUUUUGCAGUGGAGCAGAAGAAGUGAAUGCAUUCCUUCACGGUCUUCGAGCCGAUAACGAGUUGAAGGAUCUGGCGUCAAAGAUGGAGAAGUUAUUGCCUGCCAGACGCAAGAAGCUAAUGAAGAUCAAGUUGCUGGCGGAAGCGAAUGCAGGUCCUGCAGAAGUGUUCAGGAAAUUGCCCAUUGCAAAGGUGGAUCGCUUGAUUGCGACAUUUGAUCGCGCAGGGCGCGCAAAGCAAAUAGAAGAUCCUGAAGUCUUCUUCAAGAAACUCAAACAGUUUCUUGGAUAUGUGGACGCAUACCGAGAAAAUUACGGUGAGUUUAGUGACAAUGACGUCGUCCGUGCGUUGGACAACGCGAGAAGAUCGCUGGCGGAGCAAUUUGCAUAUCUUCAAUUGUUCGAAAGCGUCCCUGGAAUGGAGACGCGCGCAGCCCAACUACUAGAAGCGUUUCGUGAAUAUCACAGAAUAGGCAUCCAAUUUGCUACAGCAGUCAAUGGUCGUUACAUCGGUUCGUACUAUGACUUUGUAAUUGGCGCUGUGGAGGUAGCAGGUGGCAUGCUCCAUGUUCUUACGCACAUUCGCUAUCUCGCGUUUGCAACGAGUGCUCGCACAACGCAAAUGGUAUUGACAAACGACUUCUCUGCAAUAACUUCGAUGCCAUGUGGAACGUUGGCCAGUCAAGACAUUUGCUCACGACGGUCGGCUCUUUUUACCACGCUCGUUGUGGUAGCGUAG
Molecule: messenger RNA, 1731 nt
Organism: Peronospora matthiolae
Lineage: Eukaryota; Oomycota; Peronosporomycetes; Peronosporales; Peronosporaceae
Source: the annotation of a GenBank genome assembly